Molecule: messenger RNA, 723 nt
Organism: Hibiscus syriacus
Lineage: Eukaryota; Viridiplantae; Streptophyta; Magnoliopsida; Malvales; Malvaceae
Product: heavy metal-associated isoprenylated plant protein 26-like
Exons: 2
Coding region: 140-601 (153 amino acids)
Molecular function (GO): metal ion binding
Source: RefSeq, a predicted model, not a curated record
AAUUUUCGAAAGGAUAUUCUGGUUGGAGCUCCUUUAUCUUUGUAUCUACUCUACUGUUUUCACUGUUCCUCCUUCGUUUCAUUAUCAUAGCUGAGAAGGAGGAGGAGAAAGGUCCAUUUAAGUGAGAGAAAACAGAAAAAUGGGUGUUCUGGAUCAUGUUUCUGAUCUGUUUGACUGUUCUCAUGGCAGUCCCAAGAAGAAACGUAAGCAGAUGCAGACGGUGGAGAUCAAGGUGAAAAUGGACUGCGAAGGAUGCGAGCGCAAAGUGAAGAAAUCAGUGGAAGGGAUGAAAGGGGUGACGCAGGUGGACGUGGAUCGCAAGGCAAGCAAGCUGACGGUGGCCGGAUACGUGGACCCGGCGAAGGUCGUCGCUCGAGUGGCGCACCGGACGGGGAAGAAGGUGGAGAUCUGGCCGUACGUGCCGUACGACGUGGUGGCUCACCCUUACGCCCAAGGGGUUUACGAUAAGAAGGCGCCGGCGGGGUACGUGCGCAACGCCCAGGACUCGCAGGGGACGUAUCUCGCACGAGCUACCUCCACCGAAGUUAGAUACACCACAGCUUUUAGCGACGAAAACACUAAUGCUUGUACUGUUAUGUGAUUGAUUCGAUUGUGUGGCAGUAGGGAAUUUAUUUGUGUGUUGAAAAUUUGUGUUAGUUUGAGGAUUUUGUUGUACAUUUGUUAUGUUGGAUCUGACCUAUGUUUUUAUUGCUGUAUUUGGGA